GAUCAAAUAACCAUUUGCUUUGCCUUUUUCAUUAAAUAUCUUUUCAGUUUAUUCAGAAGGGAAGAAAAUAUUAUUAUUAUCAACAAAAAAAAAACAGAGAUUUUUUUUUAAUUUAUUGAAUUCAAGAAUGACAACAACAGAGGAGAAAUCAGUUAUGGUUGUGGGAAUAGAAGACAAUCAACACAGUUUUUAUGCAUUGGAAUGGACUUUGGAUCAUUUUUUUGGAACUUCACCUUCUCUUUUCAAACUUGUCAUUGUUCAUGCCAAGCCUUCUCCUGCUUCUGUCAUCGGCCUCACUGGUCUAGGCAGUGUGGAAAUCUUGCCGUCGUUAGAAACGGAUUUGAAGAAGAUUGCUGCAAGGGUUGUGGAGAAAGCUAAGGAGAUCUGCACUGCAAAAUCCGUGAAUGAUGUUAUAGUUGAGGUCGAGGAAGGUGAUGCCAGGAAUGUCCUAUGUGAAGCUGUAGAGAAGCAUCAUGCCUCUAUUUUAGUUGUUGGUAGUCAUGGUUAUGGAGUUUUAAGGAGGACUGUUUUGGGCAGUGUAAGUGACUACUGCGCUCAUCAUGCCCACUGCAGUGUUAUGAUUGUGAAGAAGCCAAAGCAUAAAUCCUAAGGUAUUUCUACUUGGUAUCCGAUUCUAUUUGAGUGAACAAGUUUUAAAGGUUACAAACAUGUCAUCAUUUUCUCCAAUUUGUGGAGGAGAACUCAGUUCACUGUGUGUAUUUAUCCAAUUACUUGACUCUCAAUUUCAAUAUUUAGCUAUUUUAAGGUUGUAGUUGUUGUGUAACAUACUGGUGGCAAAAAUUCGUACUCUGUAAUAAUUCACAAUGUUAUGUAUGAAAUAAGAGACAGUAUAUGAAGCCAACUUUAAUA
This is a messenger RNA of Nicotiana tabacum (common tobacco), 870 nucleotides long. Lineage: Eukaryota; Viridiplantae; Streptophyta; Magnoliopsida; Solanales; Solanaceae. The record is from RefSeq and is a predicted model, not a curated record.